Eremothecium cymbalariae DBVPG#7215 is the source of this 2277-nucleotide messenger RNA. RefSeq names its product ubiquitin-protein ligase TUL1 (gene TUL1). NCBI's taxonomy places the organism in Eukaryota, Fungi, Ascomycota, Saccharomycetes, Saccharomycetales, Saccharomycetaceae. Gene Ontology annotation, molecular function: zinc ion binding. The record is from RefSeq and is a predicted model, not a curated record. Bases 1 to 2277 code for a protein of 758 amino acids. The transcript has a single exon.
AUGGAAUUCGACGGAAACACUUUCAUAUUUGUGCUAAUACUUCUCUUCAUUUUUUUUUCAAGCCCAGGUGACGAUGGCGUUACAUCGCAGUAUGAGUUUAACCAGUUACAGUUACUUAAGGACCAGUAUCGAAGGGAAUAUCUUUCGUUUCAUAACAUGUCCUAUUCGACAAACUUUCAGAAUAUCACUGGGUUUAAGUUGAGUUAUUUAGAUGCCAAGCAGGAUCCGGAACGAAAAGCUUUAUACCCAAUAGAUGGUAAGAAGUAUGAUGAUUGGAAGGUAAAUGAUGAGUAUAUGACUAUUCCAGAUGAUGUUUUAGAAUUGAUAAAAUCAGACUUUUGGUCGGAAAAUGGAGUUUCUGAAUCAUUUCCUCCUAAUAUAACGGGGGCUUUACAUGGAGUUGUAGAACUUGUGUCUAAUAACAAGUACACCCUAAUCCCUAUGGGUAUUAACAAGUUUUACCAGCCUCCUACCGAUUUUGCACAGGAUAUGCCUGGUAAAGGUGAAUAUUAUCUGCGGAAUCCAGAAGAUAUGUCGCGAUAUGGUGAACUGCAUAAUGUUACAUUUCCAUCAGGAAUAGUGGAUAUAUCUAUCUCUCAUAUUGACAAGGUGCCUCCGGCAUGGAAGCGGUCGGAUAAUUCGAAGACAGCAAGGUUUAAUACGCAAGAAGAGAAGUGGAAGAUGUUACACUUGAAGCUGGAUUUUUAUGAUCAAGAAGAGCAUGAGAAACAUAAUAUAGAUAGUAAAGCUAUUUAUGAUGUACAAAGAGGUCGGAUACUCCUAAUGUCUGAAAGUGCAAAGUUCCAUUCAUUGUUCGCGUUUCCACAUUAUAUGACUUUAGAUACUGACGAAGACAGUUAUAAUUCAUUAACUAAAUUGAUUGAUGAAUAUUGGAAUGCUUCUGAUUAUCUUAAUACACUAUCGAUGGAUAAUUUACAGGAGUGGUAUGAAACUGCCAAUUACAAAUGUGAAUAUGUUGGAUAUUUCCAACUUAAACCUUGGGAUAAAUAUACAAAAGACCAAAUAGGUAUGAUUGAUGAUGAAUUAACCUGGCCUAUAGGUCGUCCAGUUAAUCUUUCAGAUGUUCCACCAAUUACAAUCUCCAAAGGUUUAUUAUACAGCCCGGAUUGCGGUGUACAAUUGAAGCUCCACGAUGUAAUAGGUCCUCGCUAUGAAGUCCAGGUAAGGUCCAUAAGGAAACACUUAUUGUUUGGAUGCUGUUUGUUUGCUGCUCAAAUAUAUUUGUUCCUUCUACAGAUGCAAUAUACAAAUACUCCAAGUUCCGUGAAUAGAAUUUCUUACUGGUGUUUAGCAAUGAUGAACCUUGUAGAUGGCUUACUUGCUGUUGUCUACUUUGUAGCUUCUGCAUUAUGGAAAGAACUAUACUUACCGUUAAGUAUAAGUUCAUUUGCAUGCUUUAUACUUGCAAGUGUUUUUGAAAUCAGAUACAUGAUUUCAGUUCAUGCAUCACAGAUUAAUGAACGGUCAGUUAACAUUUGGACACUUCUACGCAGUGGAGUUACUGAGAUUAGACCGCCGCUAACGGUUAUUCCGGAUGAGAGUGCUAUCAGUGGAAGUCUAUAUGGUAGAUUUUUCUUUACUUUAUUUGUUUCAAUGUUCGUUAUACUAAGCUCUUUAUCAUGGCCCAAAGGUAUUCGGACUGGUUUUGAAUACCUAUGUUUAAUUAUACUCAACUCAUAUUGGGUGCCUCAGAUAUUCAGGAAUGCUGUGAAGGGUAACCAACCAAGACCAUCAAGAGAUGGAGAAUUAUCAGAUUCUAAUAAUAGAAAUAAUAGCAAUAGAAUGCCACUCCUAUGGAAGUUUAUCAUAGGAACCACUAUAAUCAGGAUUGCACCCAUCGUAUAUGUGUUUACAUAUCCAUCCAACAUGUUCCGUCAUCAUAGAGAUAUUAGAUUUGCUGCGAUACUUUCUUUCUGGCUGUUGUUGCAAAUUCUAGUCUUAUACUCUCAGGAUAUUUUAGGCGCUCGUUGGUUCUUACCACGACAUACAAUCCCUGAAGGUUAUUCUUACCACAAGGCUAUGCUUUCAUCUGAUCUAUUAGAACAUGGUGCGACUGGAAAUUAUUGUAUUGACUGUGCUAUCUGCAUGUCCGAGGUGGCAAUUUACGUAGAGGACAUCCCUGAAACCCAUAAAACUAAUCCUAAUGAGUAUAUGGUAACACCUUGCGCACAUGUCUUCCACACAGAGUGCUUAGAGAAUUGGAUGAGCUAUAAAUUACAAUGCCCAGUCUGCAGAGCCCCAUUACCUCCAUUAUGA